This is a messenger RNA of Grus americana (Whooping crane), 1931 nucleotides long. RefSeq names its product zinc-binding protein A33-like. Gene Ontology annotation, molecular function: metal ion binding; protein binding. The record is from RefSeq and is a predicted model, not a curated record. The transcript is spliced from 7 exons. Bases 67 to 1350 code for a protein of 427 amino acids. NCBI's taxonomy places the organism in Eukaryota, Metazoa, Chordata, Aves, Gruiformes, Gruidae.
GCGAAGGCUCCAAGUUCGGAGGGCGCAGGCUGCGCGGUGCGGUGCGGUGCUAGGGGGGAGCGAGGGAUGGCCGGCAGGAGCCAGGACCGGAGCCUGCGGGAGGAGCUGACAUGUGUCAUCUGCUGCGACCUCUUCAGCGAGCCCGUCAUGCUGGACUGCAUGCACCACUUCUGCAAGGCCUGCAUCCAGGGCUACUGGGAGAGCUGUGCCCGUGUCCCCUCCUGCCCCCAGUGCCGCCGCGAGUUCCCCAACCGGGCUUUCCGCACCCACUACCUGCUGUCGGGGCUGGUGGAGAAGGUGCGGCGCUGUGGCUCUGAGGAGCAUCGGCACAAGAUGCAGAAGCACCUGGAAGAUGCUUUGCAAGCUCGUCAGAAGGAGAUGGAAAACUUCUUGCAGAGGAAGCGUGCGGCACAGGAAGAUAUCUGUGGCCUGACGAAGGUUUCUGGAGAGCUGAACUUCAAGAUCCGUGCGGAGUUUACCCGCCUUCAUCAGAUCUUGGAGGAAAAGGAGAGAGCUGUGCUGGCAGAGCUGGGUGAAAAGGAAGAGCAGUCGCUGGCACGGCUGCACAGAGAUGUCCACCGGCUGGAGGAGGGAAUGUCGGUGCUGCAGAGGGACAUAGAGCGCAUAGAGCAGACCCUGAGCAAGAUGGAAGAGGUGUCAUUGCUGGAGGUGGAGAGCCUGGAUAUCAGGCCCUCGGUGCGUGUUGAGACCCAGCCUGCCUUUGACCUGGAGCACUACAGGGACAGCCGCGGUGGCCCCUUGCAGUACAUCUUCUGGAGACAGAUGCUGCAGUCCAUCUGCCCUGCUCCUGCCCCACUCACCUUCGACCCUGAGUCAGCCCACCCCAACCUGGUCUUCUCCAGAGACCUGACAGCUGUGACAGAGAGGAAUCGAGCCCCGCCUGUCCCCAGCAGCCCCCGGCGCUUCCGUCAGUGCGUCAAUGUCCUGGGCGCACAGACCUUCGACAGUGGCCAGCACUAUUGGGAGGUCUGGGUGGGCAGCAAAACCAAGUGGGACCUAGGGGUGGCCGCCGAGGCUGUGGACCGGGCAGCAAAGGUCAAGCUGUGCCCAGAGAAUGGCUACUGGACGCUUCGCCUGCGGAACAGGAGGGAGUACUGGGCCACCGCCACCCCCUGGGUGCGCCUGACUCCCUCCCAGCCCCUCCGGAAAGUGGGGGUCUUCCUGGACUGCCAGGAGGGCACUGUUACCUUUUUUGAUGCCGGGGACAUGUCCCACCUCUUCACCUUCCACCAGGUCUCUGCGGAGAGAUACUGCCCCUUCUUCAGCACCUGCUUCAGCGAUGGGAGGGACAAUGUGGAGCCCAUGCGCCUCUGCCACCUGGCCCUGUGAGGGAUGGGGAGGAGCAGGGCACUUUGGGGACACCAGCCUGGCUCCAUGGUUCUCCUUGCCAUGCUGCUGGUGGGCUACCUGGGGCCCUGCUGGAGACUGGUCCUGCAUGCAUGGACCUGGUGGGUGUUGGAGUGGCUGCUUUUGGUUUCAGUUUUGGGGGGAAGGAGAGGGAUGAGUCUCUUCCCAGCUCCUGUCUGCUGUCCCCUCUGCGUGCUGUGGGCUGCGGGUGCUGCACUGCAGUCCCAGAGGUGCCUGACACCCCUUGAAGAACAACCUUCCCUGCCAGGGCAUUGCACGUUCAGUACCUGCAGCCGCAGGGCUCCAGCAGAGGUGGCUGCAGGCUGCUUGCACCUCUUGUCCCUCUGCGCUCCUACCCAGGAGAGGAGGAGGGCAGCAGUCCCAGGCGCCUCUUACACAUCUGGUUCUUGUGGUGGGCUUUCUCUGCUCAAAGAGCUUUAUGGGGAAGGGCUCCGGGCCGGCGGCAGAGGGAGCUUGGCACAUGGUGUGGGUCCUACUGCAGCCCAGGGACUGCGUUGCUGCCUCCCUUCUACUCAGUCACCAUUAAAGCUCAUUAGACCACU